CUUCUUCGCUUAAACCUGUGCGCCAGUAAGAAAAAUCGAAAGACCACUAUCAGAUAAAAGAAGAAUCAAUGGCAAAUCCUAAGGUAUUCUUUGACAUGACAAUCGGCGGUCAACCUGUUGGUCGGAUCGUGAUGGAACUGUUCGCCGACGUCGUCCCUCGCACCUCUGAGAACUUCCGCGCUCUCUGCACCGGAGAGAAAGGCGUCGGAAAAUCUAUCAAGCCACUUCACUACAAAGGCUCCGCUUUCCACCGUGUGAUUCCGAAUUUCAUGUGCCAGGGAGGUGAUUUUACUGCCGGAAAUGGCACCGGUGGGGAGUCGAUAUACGGAUCCAAGUUUGCCGAUGAGAAUUUCGUGAAGAAGCAUACUGGUCCUGGUAUUCUCUCCAUGGCCAAUGCGGGACCUGGAACCAACGGAUCUCAGUUUUUCAUCUGUACUGCGAAAACCGAAUGGCUUGAUGGGAAACACGUGGUGUUUGGGCAAGUAGUUGAGGGUUUGGAUGUGGUAAAAGCCAUUGAGAAAGUUGGAUCUGGUUCUGGAAAGACUGCAAAGCCAGUGGUGGUUGCUGAUUGUGGUCAACUGUCCUAGAUCAAUUAUGAAUUAUCUAUUCUACUACAGUGGUGGCUUCUGAUCUUUUCUUCUCGUUUUGGUUUUAGGAUUUAUGAGAGGUUGUUCUUGGUUCACUCUCUUGCUUUUCGUUGAAUGGAAACUGCCUUUGAAAUAAUUAGGUUUAAUCAUUUUACUCCACUGAUCA
Messenger RNA from Olea europaea var. sylvestris, 753 nucleotides. RefSeq names its product peptidyl-prolyl cis-trans isomerase 1-like. Bases 69 to 587 code for a protein of 172 amino acids. The record is from RefSeq and is a predicted model, not a curated record. The transcript has a single exon. Gene Ontology annotation, biological process: protein folding; protein peptidyl-prolyl isomerization. Lineage: Eukaryota; Viridiplantae; Streptophyta; Magnoliopsida; Lamiales; Oleaceae. Gene Ontology annotation, molecular function: peptidyl-prolyl cis-trans isomerase activity.